CCGAGCUCUCCUCCGCCGGCCGGCGACGCCCUGCGCGCAGCCGGGGCGCCGGGUGUUUACCUCGCAUCCUAGCAACCGGCUGGCGCGCGGAGCGGCGGGGCACCGGGCGCGGACGGGGCGCUGCAGUGUAUGUGCUGAGCUCGGCUCGAGCAGUAUCCGCUCCCAUGGGCGUGGCGCUGACCAGGUUGGCUCAGUGGACUGCUGCUGGACGUGGGACUAGAACCUUGGAGACUACCCCGCUAAAUGAAGCCAUAUUGAAAGAAAUUAUUAUGUUUGUGGAGAGUUUUAUCUAUAAAUAUCCCCAAGAGGCACAUUAUGUUUUUGUAGAUCCGCUUCAAUGGAAAACAAAUUUGAACCCCUCAGCGUUUGAAUCAGGUUAUAGUGUCAGUGAAACAACAGUCAAAUCAGAAGAAGUUGAUAAAAAUGGAAAGCCUUUGCUCUUUCUCUCUGUUCCACAAAUUAAAGUUAGGAGCUUUGGGCAGCUCGCACGCCUGUUACUUAUUGCCAAAAAUACGAAGCUUCAGGAAGCACAAGCCUGUGUUGAAGCUAACAGAAAUCCCAUUGCAAAAAUCCUGGGCUUGGAUUAUGAUACACUGACAGAAGACUCAUCCAAAGUAAAUAUUCUUGAUAAAAUUAUCAAAGAAGAUGAUCCUGAAAUUGAUAUGAAGAUGAAGAUUGCCAUGCUGCUUAAGCAACUGGAUCUGCACCUACUCAAUCAUUCUCUAAAACAUAUUUCAUUGGAAAUACGUUUAAAUCCAGGGACCGUUAAGAACGAUAUAGAGCUGCUUAAACGUUUCUCAGGAAAAGGAGAACACACAGUCUUGGAAUAUAUCGACUAUACCUCAGAUUAUGAAUUUUCAAAUGGAUGUCGAGCCCCCCCUUGGAGACAAGUUCAUGGGGAAAUUUGUUACGUGCUGGUGAAACCGCAUGAUGUUGAAACUUUGUGUGUUACUUGUAGCUCAGAAGGAGUAUUUUUAAAUGGUGGCAAAACAGAUGAUGAGGGGGAAAUUAAUUAUGAGAGAAAAGGUGCAGUUUAUAAAGACCUUGUCACAUUUUUAAAAGAAAAAUCAGCAAAAUUUUCAGAAAACAUGUCUAAACAGGAGUUUGCAUUCAGUGAAGAACAACAAAAGGAAAAGGACCAGCCUAAUGAGGAACCUAAGAAAGAGGAAGCAAUCACCUUUCGUAAAGCUGUUACUGGUUCAGACAGGAGUACACAGGAGAAGAACCAAAUUAAUUUUGGGAAGACUCGAAUGACCAAGAGAUUAGAGCCAAGUUUAAACUGGAAGGCCACUGUUGAUUCCAAAGAGCGCAGAAGCUUAGUAAGAGACAGCCAAGAGGAAAAACAUAUAGGAAGACUUGAAAAGGCCAGACCAUCUGUUUCACCCGGAAGAGCACAGAUAGUUCGUAAGAGUGCCGAGAAGAUUGAGGAAAUCAUUAGUGAGAGCUCCUCAGAGAGUGAGGAAGAUGAAGAACCGCCUGAUCAUCGUCAGGAAGCAAAUGCAGAUUUGCCAUCAGAAUAUUGGCAAAUUCAGAAGCUGGUGAAAUAUUUAAAGGGAGGAAAUCAGACAGCUACAGUGAUUGCGUUGUGUUCAAUGAAGGAUUUCAACUUAGCACAUGAGACCUGCCAGUUGGCAAUCAGGGAUGUUGGAGGCCUUGAAGUUUUAAUCAAUUUACUUGAUACAGAUGAAGUCAAAUGUAAGAUUGGUUCAUUAAAAAUCCUGAAGGAAAUCAGUCAUAAUCCUCAAAUCAGACGUAAUAUUGUUGACCUUGGGGGUUUACCAAUUAUGGUUAAAAUACUUGAUUCUCCAUAUAAGACUCUGAAAUGUUUGGCAGCUGAGACAAUUGCGAAUGUUGCCAAGUUUAGAAGAGCCCGGCGGGCGGUGAGAAGCCACGGAGGCAUCACCAAACUGGUCGCUCUACUUGACUGUGGGCAGAAUUCAACAGAGCCUGCUCAGUCGAGUCUGUAUGAGACCAGAGACAUGGAAGUGGCUCGCUGCGGGGCGCUGGCACUGUGGAGCUGCAGUAAGAGUUAUGCAAAUAAAGAAGCCAUUCGGAAAGCCGGGGGCAUUCCUUUGUUGGCUCAGUUACUGAAGACUUCUCAUGAAAACGUGCUAAUUCCGGUGGUGGGGACGUUGCAAGAAUGUGCGUCAGAGGAAAGUUACCGAGCUUCAAUCAAAGCAGAAAGGAUAAUUGAGAAUCUGGUCAAGAACCUGAACAGUGAGAAUGAGCAGCUGCAGGAACACUGCGCCAUGGCCAUCUACCAGUGUGCUGAAGAUGAAGAAACCCGUGACCUGGUUAGGCUGCAUGGAGGACUUAAACCUCUGGCCAGUCUGCUCAAUAACACUGACAAUAAAGAACGGUUGGCUGCUGUGACGGGAGCCAUAUGGAAAUGUUCCAUCAGCAAAGAGAAUGUGACCAAGUUUCGGGAAUACAAAGCCAUUGAAACCUUGGUGGGGCUUCUGACUGAUCAGCCUGAAGAAGUACUUGUGAAUGUGGUUGGUGCGUUGGGAGAAUGCUGCCAGGAAUAUGAAAACCGAGUCAUUGUCCGGAAAUGUGGUGGUAUUCAACCACUUGUGAACCUCCUCGUUGGAAUAAACCAAGCUCUUCUUGUCAAUGUCACAAAAGCAGUUGGAGCUUGUGCACUAGAACCUGAAAGUAUGACAAUAAUUGAUCGCUUAGAUGGAGUUCGUUUGUUGUGGUCCCUCCUGAAAAAUCCUCACCCAGACGUGAAGGCCAGUGCAGCUUGGGCCCUCUGUCCGUGUAUCCAAAAUGCUAAGGAUGCUGGAGAAAUGGUUCGUUCCUUUGUUGGUGGUUUGGAACUUGUUGUCAAUUUACUGAAAUCAGAUAAUAAAGAAGUUUUGGCAAGUGUAUGUGCUGCUAUUACCAAUAUAGCAAAAGAUCAAGAAAAUUUAGCUGUUAUUACAGAUCAUGGAGUCGUCCCUUUAUUGUCUAAACUAGCAAAUACAAAUAGUGAUAAACUGAGGCGUCAUCUAGCAGAAGCUAUUUCACAUUGCUGUAUGUGGGGCAGAAACAGAGUGGCCUUCGGUGAGCACAACGCAGUGGCUCCGUUAGUGCGUUACCUGAAAUCAAAUGACACCAAUGUGCAUCGAGCAACAGCUCAAGCCUUGUACCAACUCUCAGAAGAUGCCGAUAACUGCAUCACCAUGCAUGAGAAUGGCGCAGUAAAGCUUCUACUGGAUAUGGUUGGGUCCCCUGAUCAAGAGCUCCAGGAAGCCGCAGCUGGUUGUAUAUCCAACAUCCGCAGGCUGGCUCUUGCUACAGAAAAGGCAAGAUACACUUGAAAUUGGAAAAGACAUUACAAGCUACCAAAUUUUACAUGACACGGAACGUCACUCCCGUGGCCAGGAAUCCUAAAUUGGGUGAAAUUUAUUAGCCAAUCCUUGACAAACAGACAAAUGUCUGAAUGAAAACACAUGAAUUAAAAAUGCAAAGGAUGCUGUUCAUCCAAAAGCUGCAUGGAUAUUUUAAUUCUAUUUAAUGUUUUAGGGAUAUGCCAUAUAAUGAAAUGUAAAGCCAAUAAAUCGGUGAUAAUUUUCCAGGAAUUUGAGAAUAUAUGUACACGGUAUAUGUAUAUUUCAGUGAUGCUUUUGUAUUUGUGAUGAUUUUAAUAAAAGAUAUGGC
Equus quagga is the source of this 3642-nucleotide messenger RNA. RefSeq names its product outer dynein arm docking complex subunit 2 (gene ODAD2). The transcript is spliced from 20 exons. The record is from RefSeq and is a predicted model, not a curated record. Bases 165 to 3302 code for a protein of 1045 amino acids. Gene Ontology annotation, molecular function: protein binding. Lineage: Eukaryota; Metazoa; Chordata; Mammalia; Perissodactyla; Equidae.